Messenger RNA from Polychytrium aggregatum, 1993 nucleotides. Its product is annotated as glycoside hydrolase superfamily. Gene Ontology annotation, molecular function: beta-glucosidase activity. The record is from RefSeq and is a predicted model, not a curated record. The coding region runs from base 123 to 1721 and encodes 532 amino acids. The transcript has 14 exons. Lineage: Eukaryota; Fungi; Chytridiomycota; Chytridiomycetes; Polychytriales. Gene Ontology annotation, biological process: carbohydrate metabolic process.
CCCCUCGAGGCCUGCUGCGAUCGCCCUUCGAUUCCAUCGCAUGCUCUGUUCCGCCAAGAGCGCUUCGCCAAGCUCGCCUCCUCCUCCCCCUCCCUUCUCAGCGUGCAUCGGCAUCGGCAUCGAUGAAGACCCACUGCCCUGUUUCGCUGUCACUGUUUGCCCUGGCCGCCCUCUCGGGCUCGGUCUCUGCCGGGAACAGCAGUAGCGCUCCUAUCCAGCUCGCCUGGGGCUUUGGUGGAUCCGCAUAUCAGAUUGAGGGUGCCUGGAACGUCGACGGCAAACUGCCCAGCGUCCAAGAUACGUUCUUCCAAAAGAACACCAGCUCCCCUAACGGCAAUGUCGCCGCCGACCACUACCACCGCAUGCAGUCCGACCUGGCCUAUCUGUCGCAGCUCAACGCCACGGCCUACCGCUUCUCUGUCUCCUGGAGCAGAAUCCUGCCCAACUGCACCGGCGAGGUCAACCAAGCCGGCAUCAACUUUUAUUCCAAUAUGAUCGAUACCAUCCGCGCCAACGGCGCCGAGCCCUUCCUCACCAUGUUGCACUGGGAUAUUCCCCAGGCUUGUGAGGACCGAUACGGCGGCUUCCUGAGCCCGCAGAUCAUCGCCGACUUUACCAACUACGCCUCGGUUCUGUUUGACAACUUUGGCGACCGCGUCCGAUACUGGCUUACUCAGAACGAGAUCGACAGCAUGUGCGAUGGUGGAUACGCCACAGCUCGCUGGGGCCCUGGCCUGACCGGUGGCACGAGUGCUCGCUUCCAGUGUGUCAAGAAUGCCCUGCUUGCCCACGCCCAGAUCACCCAUCUCGGCCGGCAGAAGAUGGGCAACCGCAAGUGGCUCUUCAGUAUCCCUACUAUCAUGCCCUGGGUUGAGCCGAACGAUCCUACCAGCGAAAACGAUGUUACGGCCCAGCAGAUGAUGCUGAUCCAGAACGUUGGAAGUGUCCUGGAGCCCUGCAUCACCGGCAACUACCCCUCCGAGAUCCUGAGCGGUCCGUUUGCUAUGGCCGGCUUGGUGCCCUUCAACAGCACUGAGCAGUCCAUUCUAAAGGGCACCAUCGACUUUAUCGGCUUGAACUACUAUACGGUCGAGUUUGUCAGCGGCAAUGGCUCUACCAUCGAAGGAGCCAACGGUCAGCAUACCCCGUCCCUGCCCACGGGUGUCCCAUGGCAGUUCGUGUACCCUCCGGGUGCCGAGAAGUUCCCCAACUGGCUCUACGACCGCUACAACCUGGACAUCUACAUCACUGAGAUUGGCUACGCCAGCCCCAACGAAGGCGAGAUGACCCUCCAGCAGAUCAUGAACGAUCCGUACCGCCUCCAAUUCUGGCAAAGCCACUUCACGUACAUUAUCAACUCCAUCAACGACGGCACCCCUAUCAAGGCUGUCCUUGCAUGGGCCCUCCUCGACAACUUUGAAUGGGGAAGUUACGACCAGCGCUUCGGAUGCAUCGCCGUCGACUACACCAACGGCACCCUGACUCGCACCGUCAAGCCUGCUGCCCGCUGGCUCUCUGGCGCCUUCUCGCAAUUCCAGAACCCCUUCGUCGGCGACCUGCCUGCUCCGUCGCCCAGCGUCAACGCCACAACAGCAACUUUGCCAACUGCCUCGACCUCUCCCACCCAAACAACCUCGGCUGCUCCUGUGCGUCCUGCCUUUGGGCUCGGUUCUCUUGUUGCCAUUAUUAUGCUUGGCUUUGCCAGCGUCAUGUGGGCUUGAGGAGCCCGUCCGUACUUUGUGCGGAGAUGAGUCCCCUCGUCCUUGAUCCCCCCUCCUCCUUCCUCUUGAUUAUCCCCCCUGUGUCUAUAUCCCAUAGUCUUGUUGAUCGCUUGUGUCUCUCAUUAUUCUGUUUUCUGAUAAACUCAGUAUAUUUUUUAGCUCGCCAAAGAGAAAACAGGGCUACAUCCCAUAUUUCGGCUUUGCUUCUGUGGUCCGGUGCACACCUGCGAGGUGCCCGAGCUGCCCAAAGUGUCGAGCGUGGCGCGGCCUCC